AAAAGUUGUGGAGAAACGGCAAUUAAUGCAAUUCAUAAUCGUAUUUUAACAGAGAUUAAGCGGCAAUUAAUGUUCGCAGAUAUUUCUCAUAAAGAAAUAGCUUUUGACUUAGGUUUUAAUUCUCCAGCGGCUUUAAAUAAAUUUGUAAAAGCUAAAUUAAAUCUUACUCCAACACAAUUACAACAAGAAUUGGCACAAAAAAAAAUAAAUAAGAACAAUAUGAGCAAAUUAUUUGUUGCUGGUGAAGUAUUUCACGGAGCAGGAUCAUUAGAAGAAUUAAAAAAUAUAAAAGGUAAAAAAGCUAUUAUCGUUACAGGAGGAAGUUCUAUGAAAAAGAGUGGAGCUUUGGAUCGUGCAAUUGCUUUUUUAGAAGAAGCUGGUUUAGAAACUAAAGUUUUUGAUGGAGUAGAGGAGGAUCCUUCUUCUGCAACAAGUUUCAAAGGAGCUGAAGUAAUGAACGAAUUUCAACCAGAUUGGAUUAUCGGUUUAGGUGGUUGUUCUGCAAUUGAUGCAGCGAAAAUGAUGUGGGUUUUUUAUGAGCAUCCAGAUGCUAGUUUUGAUGCUAUGACAAAACCAUUUACAGUUCCUACAUUAAGAAAUAAAGCUAAAUUUAUUGCUAUUCCUUCUACAAGUGGUACAGGAACAGAAACUACAGGUUUAGCUGUUAUUACAGAUAGAGAAAAAGGAGUAAAAUAUCCUAUCGUUUCUUAUGAGUUAACACCAGAUAUCGCAAUUGUUGAUGGAGAAAUUUGUGCUUCUAUGCCUGCGCAUAUUACUGCUAACACGGAUUAA
This is a messenger RNA of Teleopsis dalmanni, 792 nucleotides long. Its product is annotated as NADPH-dependent butanol dehydrogenase-like. Gene Ontology annotation, cellular component: mitochondrion. Gene Ontology annotation, biological process: regulation of DNA-templated transcription. The record is from RefSeq and is a predicted model, not a curated record. The annotation marks the transcript as partial. Lineage: Eukaryota; Metazoa; Arthropoda; Insecta; Diptera; Diopsidae. Gene Ontology annotation, molecular function: metal ion binding; alcohol dehydrogenase (NAD+) activity; sequence-specific DNA binding. The transcript is spliced from 2 exons.